This is a messenger RNA of Seriola dumerili (greater amberjack), 3033 nucleotides long. Its product is annotated as zinc finger protein 32-like. Gene Ontology annotation, biological process: regulation of transcription by RNA polymerase II. Gene Ontology annotation, molecular function: RNA polymerase II cis-regulatory region sequence-specific DNA binding; DNA-binding transcription factor activity. The coding region runs from base 235 to 1458 and encodes 407 amino acids. NCBI's taxonomy places the organism in Eukaryota, Metazoa, Chordata, Actinopteri, Carangiformes, Carangidae. The record is from RefSeq and is a predicted model, not a curated record. The transcript has 3 exons.
GCUCUAUGGGUGUAGGGAGACGAUGGUGUCGCAGAUUAAUAUUUCAGUGGUGAUGAAGCAACGACGUCUCCUGUUCAGUAUUUGAGAGAGUUUGUCAGAAAGCGACUAACAGCUGCUGCUGAAGAAAUACUCUUUGAAAUGUUUCUAUGACAACAGUAUCGUCGAGUACGAAGAAGAAGUGACCGUCAGCGCAGACUGUUGGUUAUCAUUUGAAACCCCGAAGUAAAGUUCCACAUGACAGAGCUCUCACAGCAACAUGUCUGCAAGGAGGAAGAGGUUCUCGCUGAGCAGCAGCUCUGCAAACAGGAGAGGAACUCCAAUCUGGACCAAGAGGACCCAGAGCCUCCACAGAUUAAAGAGGAACAUGAUGAACUCUGUAUCAGUGAAGAGGGAGAGCAGCUUGUACUGAAGCAGGAGACCGAUGCUUUUAUGUUAACUCCUACUUAUGAGGAAAAUGGCCACAGUGAAGUAGAUCGAAACAGUGACCACAAUCUUCUCUCAGAGCUCCCACAGCAACAUGUCUGUAAGGAGGAGGAAGUCCUCACUGACCAGGAGUUCUGUAACCAGGAGAGGAACCAAGAGGAUCCAGAGAUUCCACAGAUUAAAGAGGAACAUGACGAUCUGUGCAUCAGUCAGGAGGGAGAGCAGUUUGUAGUGAAGCAGGAGACCAAUGCCUUUAUGUUGACUGCUACUUAUGAGGAAAGUGACCACAGUGAACCAGAACCAAACAGUGACCACCAGCUCCUUUACCACAACUCUCCUGUAGCUGAGAUUCAAGAUCAGAAAGGAAACAAGCAUGUAGACCCAGGAUCAACUACAAAUGCAGAGCCAAAGCCAAAGAAGAGAUGUCACAAAAACACAAGUCACAAUAACAAUGAAUACAACUCUGCCACAACAGAGACUCACUGUGAUACUCACACAGGUAAAAAGUCUUUAAAAUGUGACAUUUGUGGAAAAACAUUUCAAUUCAAGUCCAAAAUGAUCAUACAUCUGAGAAGCCACACAGGUGAGAAGCCGUAUUUGUGCAAAUCAUGUGGGAAAAGUUUCAGUCAGAAAGCACAUUUGAAUGAGCAUUUGAAAAUCCACAGAGAUGAAAAGCCAUAUUCUUGUGAAACAUGUGGGAAAGGUCUCAGAACUAGUAAAGCCUUGCUGGUUCACGUAAGAACCCACACAGGUGAGAGGCCGUAUCUGUGCAAAUUAUGUGGGAAAAGUUUCAGUCAGAAAUCACAUUUGAAUGAACAUUUGAAAACCCACAGAGAUGAGAAGCCAUAUUCUUGCAAAACAUGUGGGAAAGGUCUCAGAAGCCGGAAAGCUUUGGUGAUCCACAUGAGAAUCCACACCGGCGAGAAGCCGUACUCCUGCCACACCUGUGGGAAAAGCUUCAGUCACAAAUCUUCAUUGAAUGGUCAUUUGAAAAUCCACACAGAUGACAAGUCAUAUUCUUGCAAAACAUUGUAAAAGUCUAGAACUAGUCUUGGUGAUACACAUGAGAACCCAUGCAGUUGAGAAGCCGUACCCUUGCAACACCUGUGGAAAAAUUUUCUCUUGGACAGCACACUUGCAAAGGCACAUUAGAAUUCAUAGAGAUUGAAAGUCGUGUUACAGAACAUGGGUCCACAUGAAAAGAACCCACACAGGUGAAAAGCCACAUCACUGCAACACCAGGGGGAAAAGAUAAUACUUCAGUGUGUCUCAGUUGGGAAAACAUGUAAGAUCACAUACAGGCAAGUAACCUUAUAUUUGCCAAGAGAUGAUUGUUUAUUGACAAAAUGCACAGAUGUGAAAAGCCACAUAAUUGCAGCUGUUGUGAGAAAGGUUUUUCUGAAGUGACAGUUGAAAAAACACCUGAGAAUAAGUUUAUACGGGCGAAAUUAGUGUGAAGAGUUCUCCAACUGAAUUAAAUACACUUUUGCAAUGCAGUACAUUGUCAACAAUGCCAUCAGGUUUUCUUAAAGGUCCCAUAUUGUGGAAAGUGAGAUUUUCAUGUCUUUUUUUAAUAUUAAGCAGGUCUUGGAAAGCGCUCAAUCCACAGAUAAAAUGCACAGAGCCUGUAUUCAGAAACUGUGCCUUAGAACGUGCCAUCAGGACCUCCGUUACUUUGUGAUGUCACAACAAAACAGUCACCGCCGUCAUGCCCCGUUCACCGUCCAGCCUUUCAGAAUUUGGUUUCUCAAAGUGUUUACCUGAAAUUUGCUUUAUUUUUAGUCAGUCUCUAUUAAGCACUCUUAGCACUCCUGUUUGCCCCAUCACCCACUUCCCUGAUGUCCCUGAUGGUCUUGGAUGGAUUCUGCGACCACACUCCCCUGGCAGGCCUCAAAGCACAAUAGCACAGUACUGGCCCGCCUGGAGGGUCUAGCACCCAAGGAGAGAGAGCUGGAGGCAGGGGCAGCAUGCUACACCCCUUUUGCAUUGGAUCUGGACGCUACAUUGCUAUUGCCAGAUGUUCUGGUAGUUUGCACAGAAUCAAGCUUAAGACUCCGGUGUGUAGCUCCACACAAAAUCCAGCUGGAGCAUUUUAGUCAAAAUUUGUUUGGCUCAUUUUAGUGCUGACUGACCAUCACCAUUACUUACUAAACAGUUAGCCAUUCAGAAGAGAGGUUCUGACCCCUUCCUCUGACCAACCUCUUGUUGCUAGAGCUCUAGAGAGAAGCCUGAGAGAGGAGAUGUUAAACGACACUGAGAUGGUUUUUGGCACUUAAAACUACAAAUACAUUUUAUGGAUAUCAAAACACUGAAAAAAGUGAUUAUAUGGGCCCUUUAAACUGGGCUCAUUUUUUCCUUCAUAUGACUGUAAUACCCAUAUUUCUGUUUGCAGCAGUAUUUCUUUGAAACAAGUAUUUGAAGAAUCUUUGUUUCACAGUGAGUGCGUAUUUCCUACAAAUGUAAGAGGUUAACCUCUGAAAUUAAUAGUUUUUUGGUGUUUUUUGUUUGCUUGUUUGUUUUUUGUUUGUUUUUGUUUUUUUUUACAAUUUUUACACUCUACCUCAGUUAUAUUGUGAACUCUGAAGUUGAAGUGCUCUUGGGUCACUUAUG